This is a messenger RNA of Nerophis lumbriciformis (worm pipefish), 2655 nucleotides long. The record is from RefSeq and is a predicted model, not a curated record. Lineage: Eukaryota; Metazoa; Chordata; Actinopteri; Syngnathiformes; Syngnathidae.
AUGAGCGUUGUCAGGGACUUACACGGGAUCGGCUUCAGAGGCGGCGGCGGCGGGGUGGCGGCCCCGCUGAGCGCCCCGGCCCACUUCACGGAGGAUGCCCCGCGGCCGCCGGUCCCCGGCGAGGAAGGCUCUGACGUGGAGCCGCCCGCGCAGUCGGCGGCCACCCGACCGGGCGCACUCUCGCAAACUUUUCCGCUUUCCAUAUCCGCCAAGAUGGCCGACUCCUCGGGCUAUGCGCCCUCCUCCUCGUCAUCCGCGACACCGCGCCGCCCUGACCUGGACCUAGGCUACGAACCGGAGGGCUCGGCGUCUCCCACGCCGCCCUACUUGAAGUGGGCCGAGUCGCUCCACUCGCUGCUGGACGACCAGGAGGGCAUCCAGCUGUUUCGCAACUUCCUGUGCCAGGAAGGCUGCGCCGACUUGCUGGAUUUCUGGUUCGCUUGUUCGGGAUUCCGCAAGACGAGUUCGGAGAAGCGGCCUAAACUGGCCAAGGCCAUCUACAAAAAAUACAUUGUGGACGGUGGCGGCAUCGUCUCCAGGCAAAUCAAGCCGGCCACUAAGAGUUUCAUACGAGACUGCGUAGGGAGGCCGCAUCCUGACCCUGCCAUGUUUGAGCAGGCCCAGACAGAGAUCCAAGCCACGAUGGAGGAAAAUACUUACCCUCUGUUCCUCAAGUCUGACCUGUACUUGGAAUACACGCGCACUGGUGGCGAGAGUCCUAAGCUGAACCCCAGCGACCAGAGCCCGUCAUCAGGGCCCGUCAAGCCUGUACCGGGCUGCUUGCCCACUCUGACGGAAGAUGAGGAGUGGAGGUGCGGGAGCGGGCAGAGAGAAGCGGAGCAAGAGAAAGAGGAGUGCGGAGAUACGCCGGCGGGGAGGCUGACCCACAGCUUGCUAAUGCAGACCGUACCGCAGAGGACCUCCAACAACAGGCGGCGGCAAGACACUCGGGAGUACAGGCCCUUGAGAGAGCCGGUGAACCCUUACUACGCUAACAUGGGUUAUGCCCGCGCCCCUGCCACCAGCGCUAACGACAGUGAGCAGCAGAGCAUGUCUAGUGACGCUGACACUCUGUCGCUGACCGACAGCAGCGUAGAUGGUAUUCCUCCUUACCGAUAUCGGAAGCAGCAUCGCAAGGAGAUGCAUGAAAGUGCCAAAGCUAACGGACGUGUGCCCCUACCUCAUAUACCUCGCACGUAUCGCAUGCCAAAGGACAUCCACGUAGAGCCCGAAAGAUUUGCAGCUGAGCUCAUCAGGCGGCUGGAGAUGGUUCUUCGGGAACGUGACGCCGAGGAGCGACUGGAAGAGAGAUUGAAGAGAGUUCGACUGGAAGAAGAGGGGGACGAAGCCGACAUCUCUGUCACCACGUCCAUGUCGUCGCACAGCAUAACGCUUCCGCUCCCUUCGUCUUUCCCACCACUCUAUGGAGCCCAUUACUCGGAGACCACUGCCAACACGGUGGCCGUCACCACCUACGGCGGUCUGGUGGCCAUGGAGGACUCUCACGAUGACGACCCGGAGUCCAUUUUGGAUGACCAUGUACAGCGGGUAAUGAAGACGCCAGGCUGCCAGUCGCCGGGCGCCACCAACGUGGCCUUGGGAGGUUGUGGCCGUCAGACACCGCCCAAAUCAUCGCGGUCCCCCGACGGGGGCAUCGGACCACCUCACUACCCGACGCACAGAGUGGGAGGACACAGUCUGCCUCCUGCCGGGGUCAAAGGUAUGCAUCACCACAAGCAGCUAUACCACCACCGAGGACGAGAAGGUCAGGAAGAGGGGGGAUCCAGGUCGCAACCCAACUUCCUCUGGAACGGCGAGGCAGCCGCUCAGUACGCGGCCAGGAGUCGCAACUACGGCGCCGGUGCCAGCACCAUGGAUGGAAUGGGCUACAAUAGUAAAGGAAGCACCCUGUCGAGGCGAGGCAAGAAAACGUCAGAAGUGUCUGGCAAGGGUGACGACUGUGGCCGUGGGAUGGACACACAGGUGCCGCUGGAGGACCUGGAAAGGAACCAAAAGAUCCUCCAGUGGAUGAUGGAGGGAGACAGACAGAGGAAAAGUUCCCACGGCGGUAGCACCAGCAGUUCCCGGCGAACAGGGGGCAGUAGCGAGUCGCCGCGGCCCACCUCGGUGGAGCGCCCGGGCGCUGUCCACCCAUGGGUGUCAGCCCAGCUACGCAACAACCCGUCCUCGGUGCCGCCUGCCCUCAUGGCACACCCUUCCUCUGUGGCGUCCACGCAGGUCCAGCCUUCUCAUCCCUUCAUCCAGGACCCCGCCAUGCCGCCCAACCCGGCGCCCAACCCUCUCACGCAGCUGGAGGAGGCCCGGCGCCGGCUAGAGGAGGAGCGCCACUGGGUGGCCAUGCAGCAGGCUAAGCAAAGGCACAAAUCUGGAAAGAGGCAAGUGUGCGAGAACAUGACUGUGGCCUACUAUUUCUGUGGAGAGCCCAUCCCGUACCGGACCUCCGUCAAAGGCCGAGUGGUGACUUUAGGCCAGUUCAAGGAGCUGCUCACCAAAAAGGGCCACUACAGGUUUUACUUCAAGAAGGUGAGUGACGAGUUUGACUGCGGCGUGGUGUUCGAGGAGGUGCGCGACGACGACGCCAUCCUUCCCAUCUUCGAGGAAAAGAUCAUCGGCAAGGUGGAGAAGGUGGACUGA